Messenger RNA from Caenorhabditis elegans, 465 nucleotides. RefSeq names its product DNA topoisomerase (gene W04H10.5). The coding region runs from base 80 to 307 and encodes 75 amino acids. The record is from RefSeq and is marked reviewed. Lineage: Eukaryota; Metazoa; Nematoda; Chromadorea; Rhabditida; Rhabditidae. The transcript is spliced from 4 exons.
GUCAACAAAAAGAGCGCAUAUUCCUCCCAGUGAUUGAGACUUACAUAUAUCGAUUUUUCAAACUUAUCCUGCUGAGCAAAUGGAUUUCAAUACGUUCAUCGAAAAAGGAGGCAUGUUUGAACCAGAAGAAACUGAAAAAGCUGCCUCCAAUCUGGGUAUGAAACCUACUCAAUAUGUUAAAUACGUGUUUUCCAUGGCGUUUUCUAUUCUUGACGAGUGGAGAGGAGAUAAACCGAAACAUAUUCCAAUUAAGGAAUUACCAAAACGACGUCAACUUCGAAAAACUAAACGACGUGUACAUAGUUGAUGCAAAAUCGCUCGCCAUGUUCAAGGAGUCUUUCAUUAAACCGACAACUAACCCAUUGAUGAAUUUAUAAAUCCACAUACAUAAACCAAAAUUUCUUUGUGCAAUUUAUUGUAAAAAUUCACAAUUUUGAAAAAAAAACUUAGAUUUUCUGAAUUCUC